This is a messenger RNA of Daldinia loculata, 1833 nucleotides long. RefSeq lists its product as uncharacterized. Lineage: Eukaryota; Fungi; Ascomycota; Sordariomycetes; Xylariales; Hypoxylaceae. The record is from RefSeq and is a predicted model, not a curated record. The coding region runs from base 1 to 1833 and encodes 610 amino acids. The transcript has a single exon.
AUGCUCAUCUUAGUUUUAUUCUCACACCUCCUCUUAUUCUCCGAGGCCUCGGCGGCAGGUCCGCUGAGGCGAGGAGAGAGGCGUGAUGCGCUGGGGUUUUCGAAGGUUUAUAGGUUCGCGAAUACUAGUAGCAUCGCCACCACGACGACCACUCCCUUAUCAACUGAAACCUCUUCGACGUUAAUCACGAGCGAAGCAUCCAAAGCGUCAACGUCAUCUUCAUCUCAAUCAUUAACAUUCACAACAUCAGCGCCUGGCUUAACUUCAUCGUCGGUUGUAGUUACUUCAAGUGCGAGUUCCACCUCAGGCCCCGUUGGGUCCAGCUCUUCCACUUCGAUAUCUCGGUCGUUCACGUUAAGCGAGAGUAGUACCAUCCCAACCUUCGACAUCUUCCCAUCUUCUACAGUCCCUGUUGGCCCUCCCGCUUCUACCGCAGACUUGGCUGUUUCGAGCUCAACUGUGGUUGCUGCUCCAUCGAACUCGACUGGAAGCUCAUCUCAGGAAUCUACCGGACUACAUCUAUCUACGUCAUUGGCUCUUCCCCUUGCGCCGACGUCUUCAGUAGUAUCUCUGACUGAGUCUCAAUCAACGGCGACCAAGAAGAGUCAAACUACGCAAUUGACACAAAGUAGUUCCACGGCUUCGGAGUCUACCACGUCCAUAAAUUCUAACACAAACGCCGCAAGUCCUUCUACACUAGCAAGCAGUAAGAGUGCUAGUAGUCUAGAAAGUUCAUCUACAUCGGCUACUGCCAUAUCCUCCCAACUCACUACUGCUUCAUUCGCAUCAGUUGUUAAAUCAUCUUAUGUGUCUCAUCCGGUAACGCCAACAGGGACGUUAAAUGACCAGGUUCCCACCAUCAUUAGUUCCAUUCCGGCUUCGUCAACGACAGUUUCCCCCGAAAUUCUUGCCAGCAAUCUGGCCGACGCAAAUAGCUACAAUAAGGUCUUCGCUGGCUUGACUGAGGAAUCUGCUUGCGCUGCUGGUCAAGUUGCCUGUGUUAAUGGGAAUAUCGGAAAAUGUUCUAGUGCCGGCGCAUUCGAGAUUACCCCUUGUGCCGGCACUUUGACCUGUUACGCCUUGCCGAUGACUACAGUUAAGGGCGUUCAGAUUGGUUGCUGGGAUGAUGCUACCGCUCGCAAAGCUUUGGGUGGCGAUGUACCCCCCGUAGGAAGCUCAACUUCUGCUAGCUCAUCUACAGAAACUGGGACGUUUGAUGGGACUUUGGUCACUGUGACAGUCACACCGACAGCCACCAAGACGGCUCAGACCACCAUAAAUCUCGGCUCGUCUACACAAACCCCUUCAACAACGAGCUCUUCAACAACGAGCUCUUCAGCAACGAGCUCUUCGGAAACAAGCUCUUCAGUUCCUGCCCAACCUUCAGAGAAAACAGUAACAGUUACUCAUUAUGUACCGACCACAUUUAGCACUGCGACCCGGUCCUCAAGCUCACCAUUGCCUCCUAAAAUAGUUACGGAAACUGUAACUGUAACGCCAUCCAGCCCGAAAGUCCCGACAUCUUCACCACUUGAAACACCUCUGCCGUCCACGAGUACAGCAACGAUAGUACAGACUACCCCUACUGACUCCGGCCUCCACGUCAUCCCAAUCGAGACGGAUAUUAUCGACUUCCCUGGUCUUGGGGAUAUUGGAGGCAACAGUGGGGAUGAUCCAAAGGGAGCCCCCUUCUUCACGAAGCCUAAUAACUUUGGUGUUACAUCCGUGACAACACCUGCUCCUACCCCCGCUACUGUCACUGUAACAGAGAAAGAGACGGUGAUGACGAUCACAACGGUAACGGAUACGAUUGUUACCACCUUAAGAGGCUAG